Exserohilum turcica Et28A is the source of this 1671-nucleotide messenger RNA. RefSeq lists its product as uncharacterized. Gene Ontology annotation, molecular function: protein binding. The record is from RefSeq and is a predicted model, not a curated record. NCBI's taxonomy places the organism in Eukaryota, Fungi, Ascomycota, Dothideomycetes, Pleosporales, Pleosporaceae. The coding region runs from base 1 to 1671 and encodes 556 amino acids. The transcript has 2 exons.
AUGGCAUCCUUCUCCCAUCUCCCGACUGAGCUGGUCGAGCAGAUAGUCUCCUACCUUUGUCAGCACGACAAAUCUUCCUUUUGCCGUCUGAACAAACACCUCCACACCCUGGGUACCCCUUUGCUGUACCGCCACGUCGAUCUCUUCAUACCACCCAGCAAUAGGCUUCCAAGGAUUGAUCACUUCUGUCGAAAUCUCAUCGACGAUAGCCGAAAGGCCAACAAUGUCCAUUCCAUUCGCCUGGGCCUGUCUUCAGACGAAAAUGUUGCCGAGGGUCAGCGAUGGCUGCCUCUGGACAGCCAGUUUGACGACCAAUGCAUGUUCCAAAAAGCCAUGGACGUCUUGAGUAACGAGACGCUGGUGGCUACCGGUGACUAUCUAAAAGAUGCAAUCGGGAUGCGUGAGUACUCUGCUUAUGCAGCGCUUAUUCUCCUGAUGCUUCCGUCACUUCGGCAUCUUCACGUGUCCGACUACAAGUCUGCCACGUUCGACCACCUGCAUACCAUGCUGCGCAACCUAGAUCCCGGAACGAUCUGGAAUCGCCGGUUUGCCUCUGAAGCCCUAGUCAGCCGCUUGUCAUCCAUCAAACGACUGUCUCUCCUCUUUGACAGCAAAAGCGGCGUGGCAUACCGCAAAAAUGACUACUUUGCGCCCGACCAUUUCUUGAACAUACCUUGCACAGAGAUACUCGAAAUUUCCGUUUCGGGCGCAAGGCGGCAUCUGAACAUUGGCAUUCCUCGCACGUUGCCCCUCGUACAACGAGUCAGACCCACGAAUAUUACCACUUUGGUCUUCCGACAUUCUGGGGCUUUUACCGAAAGUCUACUGUCCCUUUUGGAAUGUACACCAAAACUGCGCUCCUUUACCUACGAAUUUUAUUUCGAACGUGACGAAAUGGCUGACCAAACUUGGCACUUGGUUAAUCUAGCCUCUUGGAGCGAUAUUCUACGAUCGCUUGAAGCCACACUUGAGGUGCUCGUCUUCAGCAUCGAGUAUUGCGAUAAAUCCGCCUACUUCUUCAAUCAACCCCGGAUCGGAGACAAGCUGUAUGGAUACCUUGACCUAACCAACUUCUCGCAACUUCAUACCUUGGAAGUCCCUUUUCCCUUCUUGACUGGCGAUGUCGAGUUUUCCAUUGGAACAGAAGUUUACCCUCUAUUCCCACCAAAUCUGCGCCAUCUCACGCUGCGGCCUGACCUCUCGCAUGCCCAACAUCCAUUUCCUUUUGAUCUCUCGAUUCUGUCGACCGGCCUCACAUUCGAAGAGUCAAAACUUGAGGUUCAGUGUCUGAUGAAUGCACGUAUGGACGUGUCGUACAUGUAUCAAACCUCACUCACUGUACUGGAUCUCGCCCCGACUCUUGAAUCAAUAUCCAUAUGGCAGCCCGCUGACCCUUCGCUUGCUUGGUUCGACAGUCAAGUGGAAGACUUUGCAACUACAUGCCGGAACAAGCAUAUCACAGGAAAGAUUCUGACACCAAUGCUGCUGACACGCAAAAAAGCUGCCGAUUGGGACCUUCUGAAGGAGAACACAUUGUUUGAUAAAAACGCUCCAGAGUUUGGGACCGUGAAGAAAUUCUGGAGGGAAGAGUGGGAGGGAAGGCCAGUGGGGCUAGCAAGCCAGUAUCACUUACAUGCGUUGAGAUCGCACCAUGUAAAGCUGUAUCGAUAG